AAACUUAAAAAAAAACCAACUUAAGUCCAACUAAACGCCAGGCUAACUAACAAUACUCCUAACUAAAAUAAAACCCCCUAAGAAACCAUUAUAAGAUCAUCAAAAAAUCCAUUUGCUUAGGAUAUAUGUAUAGUGCGAGGCACGACAGGAUCAUCCGGUUAGUCGAGAGUAGUUUAUUCCUGGCAGGCGGCGAGGAAACAAACAAACACAACACAAAAUCUCGUAUCCACUUAACCGUAGGCAGGCAACAAAAAUAAACGCUAGAGAACCAACUGCAGCAGAGAGAAAAGGAGUGCGGUGACCAUCCCGUCGAAUGAUGUUAGACAUUAAGAAGACCAGAGGAUUCCACAAGAUUCCACAGGCAUCCAAAUUGCAGACAGCGACGGGAGCAACAUCAUCGGUAGCAGCAACAUUGGGAGCAAGUGCAACAGAGGUGCCAUCACCAGGAGGAUCUGCCUUAUCGGGACGGGGAACUGCUAGCCUAGCCACUCGUCUGAAAAACCCAGGGCCGGGCAAGCACUCGACAGUUCCUGAAGCCUCGGUGGCCGUCGUCGAUAGGACUCACGCCGCCCUGGCGGUAGCCAAAUACGGCAGAGGCGGCGGAGUAGCAACCCAGGUCCGCUCCACGACGGCGAGCACGGCGAACAGUCAAUCCAAUCCGGUGCGGGCUGCCAAUCAGCGUUACUUCUUAGUGUCCAGCUACAAGGAUCCCACAUUCCUGAAGGCCGAAUGCGAGUUGGCCCACGCACAGGUGGCAGCCAGCAAAGUGAAAAGCACGUCGCAGCCCCACAGACGGAGUCGAGCAGGUGAGGACUCGAGGAACAAUAACCAAAACGGUAGUCGGGCACCGGCGCUGGUUGAUAUGCGACGCACGCCCAUGUUCAAUGGCAAUCAGCAACCAACAACCACCGGCAGCAGCAGCACCACCAUCAACAACACCACCACCACCAGCAACGGAGUUCUCAAGUACAGUGCCCGCUCCACGACAGCAACAGCAACAGCAGCAGCAGCAACUUCCACGUCUACCAGGAGCUACGGCAAGCUGAAGCCGCUGAAUAACAACCAAUCAACCGCCGGAUCAGCUAUGAUGAACGGCCACGCCACUAACAAUAAUAACAACAGCACUAACCUCAACAACGGCGGCAAUAACAACAUGCAGCGUCAACAGGACCAACACGACGACAUUAGCUACAUAGACAGCGAUGAUCCGCCGGCAACAAGUGGCCCAGCAGGAGGCGGGGGAUCGACAGCCAAGGCGAGCAUAUGUUACUUCAAGCCCAUCACUCCCCCGAUGCAGCUGCGGCACCAGCAAACAAAUAAAGUGCAGCAACAGGAGCAGCAACCUGCUAGCUCGAAGACAGCCAGCCAUCGCUAUCCACGGCCCAAGUCCACAAUUAUAGCAUCGGCCCAAUCGAACUUCGCAGCCAGCUAUGAGAAGUUCAGUGGUGCUCUCUAUCGACAGGCCAAUGGCGAGUUGAACCCGGAGAGCAGGAGUAACAGCAAUGCCAGGCGAUAUGGCAUAGAUUCCUUGAGUAUCAAGGCCUCCAUAGAGAAGUUCAACAAUCUCAGUGGGCAGAAGAGGCAAGCUCCGAGCUCUUCAGCGGGUCUGGCAGGGUCUGGCAGUGGGACAGGCUCAGGCUCAGGAGUCGAGGCCGGGACCAGUCGCAGCAAUCACGCAUCGCAGGCAGGCGGGAGCAGCGGCAACCUGCAGCAACGCUACAGCAGCGACCUGGACAACAUCAGAGUGGCUGCGGGCUAUAGUAGUUCUCUAACCAGAGCAGCCUAUCGUACUACGGGCACGAUGAAUAGUGUUAGCACGCCGGUGGCGGCCACAUCUGGAGGAGGAGGAGCCGGCACUGCGGUGGUUUCGCCCAUUAACAAGGUGACGGUGAGAGGAGCCCACAGCAGCAGGCAGGCAAACGAAUGCCUGGCCAUAGCCACCAAGGUAAACAGCGAUGCAACGGCAGCAGCAACACCUAGUGUUGUCGGUACAACAGAAACACCAACACCAGCCACGUCUUCCGUCUCCACAGCCACAGCCACAGCCCCAAGCUCCGCCAGCGAUAGUACGGCGGCAAGAAGCGGCACUGGGAGUAGCAGCAGUGCUCGGAGCGUGCUGCCGCCCAUGACACCCACGUCGAAUCGCUACUGGGAUCGGGAUCGGGACAGCGGCACUAGCCGCAACAGCGUUAGCACCUCCUCCGCUCUCAACUCGUCAUCCCUGAAGCACAAUUCGGAUGAUGGCUACAAGAGCGCCUCGUCGUCGCGUGAUGAGAAGUCUGAAGGUCUGUGCGGUCUGCGAAACAUCGGGAACACUUGCUUCAUGAACUCUGUCAUCCAGUGUCUGAGCCACACUCAGGAGCUGACACGCUUCUUGCGGUCGCACCAUGGCUCCCGCUCGUCCUCCACCAAGGAUCAGCAGAUACUCCACGAAUUUGCCAAACUUAUCCAGGAGAUGUGGACGUCGAAUGUGCACACUGUGACGCCCAUGGAACUGAAGCGGGCCUUCUCCACCAAGCACCGCAUGUAUAGCGACUAUAACCAACAGGAUGCGCAGGAGUUCCUGCGUUUCUUCCUCGACUCGCUGCACUCGGCCCUAAACUCGGGCGUCAAGGGUGAGACGCUCAGCAUUGACGAUAAUCUCAGUGACAAUAAGAAGGCAGACCUGACCUGGGAAUGGUAUACGCGGCACGAGAACUCGCUGGUGCGCGACCUCUUUGUGGGUCAGCUUAAAAGCACCCUGAAGUGCACCACCUGCGGCAACACCAGCGUCACCUUCGAUCCGUUCUGGGAUCUAAGCGUACCGCUGCCGUCCUCGUCGCGUUGUAAGCUGGAGGCCUGUCUCGACCUCUUUAUCCGUGAGGAGGUACUCGACGGCGAUGAGAUGCCCACGUGCGCCAAGUGCAAGACGCGGCGGAAAUGCACCAAGAGCUUCACCAUUCAGCGUUUCCCCAAAUAUCUAGUUAUACACCUAAAGCGCUUUUCGGAAACGCGCUGGAGCAAGCUGUCCAACAUCGUUGAGUUCCCCACAUCGGACAGCGAGCUGAACAUGGGCUCCUAUGGCGCCAACUCUAACUCGAAUGUGCAUUACUCGCUCUAUGCGAUAUCCAAUCAUAUGGGCUCAACAGCUGGCGGUCAUUAUGUGGCUCUUUGCAAGCAUCCCGCAUCCCGCAAGUGGCAUGAGUUCAAUGAUAAUAUCGUCAGCGAUGCCUUGUCCGAAAACCAUCUCGUUUCAUCCAGUGCCUAUAUUCUUUUCUACGAGCGUGCGUAAGGCCCAAUUCGUGCCCUACGGCAACCGUCAGGUGCAGUGUUGAUGACGAUGUCCCAGAUCCAGAUGUCCCGGCGCACUCCUCAGAUCGGGAUGGAAACCAGGAUGACCAUGGGAGCGGGAUGAGAGCGAGAGGAAAUGGAACAACCAACAAACGAACUCUAAGAAACGCUUCGUAGAAUUGCAUACAAACAAAUUUACUUAAUUUAACUCAACUUAAAAGCAAAACAGAACUAACUCCUAACUUAAAGCAGAAACCAAAAGAAAAACGGAAUAAAAGUGCAUACAAAACGAGGAUUAAUGUACAUAUAAAAAACGAACUUCGAUGGCUUAACGAAACAAGUAAAAGAACAAUAAUUAAAAUCCGACGAAAAACAAUGAAUCUGUGCAAUAAACAACUUUCGGCAAACCAAAAAA
Drosophila takahashii is the source of this 3685-nucleotide messenger RNA. RefSeq names its product Ubiquitin specific protease 2 (gene Usp2). Lineage: Eukaryota; Metazoa; Arthropoda; Insecta; Diptera; Drosophilidae. Gene Ontology annotation, molecular function: cysteine-type deubiquitinase activity. Gene Ontology annotation, biological process: protein deubiquitination. The record is from RefSeq and is a predicted model, not a curated record. Gene Ontology annotation, cellular component: cytoplasm.